Messenger RNA from Amyelois transitella, 3255 nucleotides. RefSeq lists its product as uncharacterized. The record is from RefSeq and is a predicted model, not a curated record. The transcript has 2 exons. Lineage: Eukaryota; Metazoa; Arthropoda; Insecta; Lepidoptera; Pyralidae. Gene Ontology annotation, cellular component: nucleus. Bases 167 to 2533 code for a protein of 788 amino acids. Gene Ontology annotation, molecular function: DNA binding.
AAUUACCUACCGUCAAUGUGCCUUACUUGAUACUGCAGGUUAACUUGAUACAAAUAACUGGUUUUUUCGAACGCACCCAUAUUUUUUUACACAUGGUAACAUUACUGCUGGCAAGUGUCAUGGCGACAGGAGAAAAGUGUGUGCAAGAUAAAUAAUAACUAAAAACAUGGGAAGGUAUCGAAAGAAAAUUGGGUCACGGCCAUACCGUAACUACUCCAAUGAAGCGGUUGAAAAUGCAGUGGCUUCAGUGCGAAAAGGUAUGUCGAUUAGAAAAGCUGCAGAAAAAUAUAAUGUUCCACCAGCCACUGUACAGAGAAAAGUGCGUUGUAAGCAUAUGAAUAAAGUUGGAAGACCCACAGUUUUUUCAAAUGAAGAUGAAAAUAUAAUUGUAGAAGCCUUAAUUCUUUGCGGGAAAUGGGGAUUUCCUAUAACAGCCUUUGACUUGACGCUUAUUGUGAAGCAAUACCUUGACACGAAGGGAAAGACAGAACCUAGAUUUAAGAACAAUUUGCCAGGAAGAUUUUGGUUGAAAGGAUUUUUAGACCGAAACAAACAUGAAAUUUCGUACAAGUUUUGUGAAAACAUUAAAAGAGCAAGAGCUGCUGUUAAUCCUGAAAUGAUAUCUGAUUAUUUUGAUAAUCUAAUGAUUAGCUUGGAGGGAGUAAAACCAGAAGCAAUUGUGAAUUUUGAUGAAACUAACUUUACCGACGACCCUGGAAAAACAAAAGUAUUAGUAAGAAGAGGUUUCAAAAGUCCAAAAAAUAUCAUUGACGCUUCGAAAUCGAGCACAUCGGUUAUGUUUGCAGGAUCAGCAUCAGGAGCUUUAUUACCAAUAUAUGUCGUAUAUAAGGCUGAGCACCUUUACGAUUCUUGGUUGAGAGGAGGGCCAGCUAAUACAUUCUACAAUCGAACAAGAAGCGGUUGGUUUGACAGUACAACGUUUGAAGACUGGUUUUUCAAAGUGGUUGUACCUUAUUUCAGUUCGGUAGGUGAAGGUCCGAAAGCAAUACUAGGAGAUAACCUGGCAAGUCAUCUGUCUGUAAAGGUUAUACAAAAAUGUGCGGAAUCAGAUAUUCGUUUCAUAUUUCUCCCUGCAAAUAGUUCACACUUAACCCAACCGCUUGAUGUCGCUUACUUCCGUCCACUUAAAGCAAUAUGGCGAAAAACCUUAUUAGAAUGGAAGCAGAAAACCAGGGGCUGCAUUCCCAAAGAUCAGUUUCCGCGACUUUUAAAACGAUCGUUAGAUCAACUGUUGACAUCUUCAGAGAAUUUAAAGUCAGGGUUUCGUGCAGCUGGGAUUUGCCCUCUCAACAAACAAACAGUUCUGGCCAAGCUUCCCGUUGAAACUCCAGAAAAUAACAGCACAUCUAAAGAAUGGGCGAGUGCAUUCGAAAGUUUUUUAAAAGAAAGUCGUCUUAAUACAUCAGCUCCUCUUAAAGUGAGAAAGAAAAAAUUGCAAGCUUCGGCAGGUCAAAGCCUUACAGUCUCCGAUAUUACAAAUCCUUCAAAUACUCAAAAUAUUGAAGAAGUAGACGUGGGAAUUUGUGAUGCAGAAGAAGAUUAUUUAGAAGUAAACAUAGAUUCAGAUCCAUUAUUUACGCAACCGAAAACAGCACGUGAAGAAGACACGGAUACUACAGUUUCUAGCAAUUAUUCUGUACAUGAUACAUCUGAUAGUGAUAAUAUAUCUGAAUUACAAGAUUUCGAUAAUUUGAUAGAAAAAACCACAACCCAAUCAAAUAUCAUUCCUAACAUUAAAUUAAAACAACAAAGAAAACAUGUAUAUUUAGAUUCUGAAGAUCAAGAAAAUAUAUUUUUCCAGCCAAGAGUCUCUAAAUCACGAGAAAAAUCAAAAGGUGAAGAGGACAUAAUUUCGCAAUCAAAAAUAUCUAAAUCAGUACAGAAACUGUCUUCUUCCACAAAAGAUCAAAAUAAUGUAAUUACUCAGCCAGAAGUAUUUGCAUCACCACAGGAACCAUUAUCUUCCACUAAUCAAGACGACAUUAUUACGCUACCAAAAGUAUAUGAACCAGAACAGCAACCAUCUACCUCUAAAUCUAUUGAUAUAAAACGCAAACCUAAAGAUCAAAACGAUAUAACUUCGCAGCCAAAAGUAUUUAAAUCAACACAGCAACCAUCAUCCUCCAAAUCUGCUAAAAUGAAACUGAAACAAAUUUUAAGUGAAACCAAGAAUGAACAUAUAGAAACCGAACCUACUUCUGAAGUAUCUGUAAAAAUGUAUGACUUUGUAAAAAUUCACUUAAUAUAUGAUGGCUUUAAAAAUAAACCAAUGGUAAAAGAGUUCUUUGCUCAGAUAACUGAAAUAUUAAAUGAGAAUGAGUAUUCCUGUAAGUUUUUGAGAAAAAGCACAAAUAAAGGAAUUUAUGUAUUUCCCCCUGUUGAUGAUAUUAUGACUGUUGACUCUCAAAAAAUUAUAUCAGUUGUUAAGCCAGUAUUGUUGAAAAGAGGUCGUUACAGUUUCAAUGUAAAUGUAAGUAAUAUAAAGCCAAAUCUUAUUAUUAAUGAAGACUGAUUGAAAUUUUAAGACUGAAGAAUAUUGUUUAUUAGUUGUAAGUUCAAGUACUCACUUAAGUGUUGUCAAUUUGAUACAUGCAGUCAACUUGAAACGUCUCAUUUUAGAAACUGAUUUAUCUGAUUAUUUUUGUAAUGUUUAAUUAUUGUAAUGAUUAGCUUAUAAAGCUACCAAAAACGUGUAUUAUUUUUUUAGUUACUAUAGUACCCACUAUAUAUGAAAAUAUUGGAGUAUGAUUGUUAUAAGUUUUUGAGUUAUGUAAGAUUAAAUUCUUGUUUCAUUAUUUUCUCCUUAUUUUACUUUAGAAAAGUAUUUCUAUUUGUUUUCACUGCAUUGCCAAAUAAGCGAACAACGUUGAUUUAAACUGAUUGUAAUGAAUAUUAAUAAAAAUUGAGCUAUACGGAACUUGUUUCAUUUUUGGUACUUAAAAUUUAGUGCAGCUGCCCAAAAAAAAAAUUUUCAGUUGGUCAUGUAGUUUUUGAAUUUUUUUACUGUCUCAAGUAUUCAUUUAAAUUCUAUUCAUGAUACUUUCAUAUGUUUUGUGUGGUGUAUCAAUUAUGGCACUUCAUGAUGGUAACAUGAGACAGCAAAAAUAAAAAAAAUAAAAAAUCUGUGAUGUACCUAUGGGCUUGGGGAAGCAUUUUUUGGAUAAAAAAGGUACAGACUAUAUUAUAGAUGUGAAUACUGUCACUAUUCGUUGACACAGUAAAAGUUUAUAAACA